CAAUUUAGUACAAUUUGAAAUGUAAUUGACAUACAUUCAUACAUUAAAAAGGUAUGGAAUGUUAGGUCAUACAAGAAAUUGAAUUUACAGUUUUUGUGCAUAUGAAAAUAUCUCAUGAAUUGAUAAACAAAAGUAGGUGAAAAAAAGAAUGUGUUCAAACAAAAGAAGUAGUUUAUGUUGAGUUAUUCAACAUGGAGAAUCCAAUUUAAAUUGUUUUUCAAUAGAAAACACACUCUAGUUUGCACAUGAAAGAGAUACAAGAAUUUGACAUCAUCAACACAAAUGAAUAAAUACAAAUUUGAGGUGUUCUUUUUUUUUUUUUUUUUCUUUUUGGGAUAAAAACUUCCCAUAAAUUAUUGCCAAAACAUGGGCUUAACGUGAAAGGAACUUCUAAAGUAGCUCAUAACUCAAUUGAGAACAAAAUGAAACAUUCCCUAAAGAAUAAUCAAACAUUGUACAAUGCAAAAUAGGACAAAAAAUAUUCAGUUUAUAAACAACUGAACCAAUUACUAAUAAGAAUAACCUAAGUUUGGGAUGAACUGAAUUAUAUUUCAAGUUUUCUUUUCACAAUAAUUACGAGGACAACAAAUCGAACUUCCAUCCUCUAAAAAAAAAUCAUGUCAGUUACGAUUCCUCUUAUCCAAUUUCUAAAAGAUAAGAUUUAAAGAGACUCAUGGAAAUUUCUAGAACUUCUAGUACUAUAAGAAUACUACAUUCGUGUACCAUAUAGUUUUGCCUUCAUUUCAAAGAGAUAUAGACAUGUCCUAAUAAUACAGUAGUACAAGAAAUUCUUUCCAUAAAUUCAAAAGAAGUAAUCACGAGUUGAUCCUACAUGAUGUCUUUAGACCAUGUGUUCUUCUAGGUAUUGAGAAGGUUGAUUAUAUCUAUCCUAAGCUAGCUUUUGAGAGACUUGACCAUCUAUCCUAAGCAAUUAACCACUGCAGCCAACGUAGAUAAAAGUAACAGUUACAAACAAUUAGAUGUAUACAAAAAGAAAUGAAAAAUGUUGAUGACUAUAUGUCUAACGAAAACGUGGCACAUGUCAGCCAACUCAUCAAAUAAUAAUGACUUAAAUUUCUAUGGUGUCGAUGUCAAAAAUAUAUGCACUAAGUGAGGCAAAGUGGAUAUUACAAGAACCUCAUUAAUUAAAAACAAGACUAAUCAAAAGAAUCUAUGUCAACAUAUCUCUUUCUAACAAAAAUUUAAAAAAAAAAACCAUUUAAGGACAAAAUAAAGAGAACCACUUAUUCAUUUACUACAAAUUAUCAGAAAAUAACUUGUAAAAGCAAAGAAGCCUAACUUUUAACAUUUCAGAUACAAACACAAAUCACUUUACUAUUUGUUGGUUUAUUUUGAAAACCUUAAGAGGCCAAAGAAAUAGAAUUAAAUUUAAAGUCCAUCCAUCCUACAUCCCAAAGAGUGUGAUGAAUACUGUAAAAAGAAAAAAAAAAUGAGGAAAAAAAGAGUUUUGGACAUUUGGGGUGACCCCACAUUUCUCUCUCUAAAUGCCUACCGUUCAACUCAUUCUUCCCUUCUCUAUUUAUACACACUUCCUAUUUUGUUUAGAGUCUCAAGACUUGUGUCUUUCUUCUGCAACUCAUCAGCAUUACUUCACCAACUUCCCCCCUCUCUGCUUUGCUCUCUAUCUUAAACACUUCAAACAUCAUAUUCAUCAAUGGCUUGCUUGGAGAUUUGUAAUGAGAAUUUGCAGGGUGGGGAGACAAAAGAAGAGAGAGAAGUUUGUACACUUGAUGGGACUAUUGAUUGGCAUGGCCAACCUGCUAUCAGAUCAAAAUCUGGAGGAUGGGUUGCUGGAAUCAUUAUACUCUUGAAUCAAGGUCUUGCAACUCUUGCGUUCUUCGGAGUUGGUGUGAACUUAGUGCUGUUCCUGACAAGGGUUUUGCAGCAAAACAAUGCCGAUGCAGCCAACAGUGUGAGCAAAUGGACCGGAACAGUGUACAUCUUCUCUCUUGUUGGGGCUUUCCUCAGUGAUUCAUACUGGGGAAGGUACAAAACUUGUGCCAUUUUUCAGAUCAUCUUUGUCAUUGGACUGGUUUCACUUUCCAUAACAUCACAGCUCUUUCUGAUCAAACCAAAAGGUUGUGGGGAUGAGGACACCCCAUGCGAGUCGCAUUCAAGAUUGGGGAAUGCAUUGUUUUACCUCUCCAUUUACCUUAUUGCACUGGGAAACGGGGGAUAUCAACCAAAUAUUGCCACAUUGGGAGCAGACCAAUUUGAUGAAGAGGACUCCACCGAGGGGCACUCAAAAGUGGCAUUCUUUAGCUACUUUUACUUGGCGCUUAACUUGGGUUCUCUCUUCUCAAACACCAUUUUAGGGUACUUUGAAGAUGAAGGAGUGUGGGCUCUGGGCUUCUGGGUGUCAACUGGCUCAGCUUUUGCAGCAUUGGUGUUGUUUCUUUGUGGAACCCCAAGGUACAGACACUUCAAGGCAAGCGGCAACCCUCUCUCAAGGUUCUGCCAAGUCAUUGUUGCUGCAGCUAAAAAAUCAACGGUCAAGAUGCCAGCAAGUGAAGAUGAAUUAUACAGUCUUGAUGCUAAGGACUGUUCAAUGAACCGUGGUAGAAGGAUACUUCACACCCAUGGAUUCAAGUUUCUGGAUAGGGCAGCAUAUAUCUCAUCAAGAGAUUUAGAUAACCAAGGACGAGGCAUUGACAAUCCAUGGCGCCUCUGUCCCAUCACACAAGUGGAAGAGGUCAAGUGCAUUUUAAGAUUACUUCCUAUUUGGCUCUGCACCAUAAUCUACUCUGUGGUCUUCACUCAAAUGGCUUCCCUCUUUGUCGAGCAAGGCGCUGCCAUGAAAACUGUUAUUUCAAACUUUCAUAUCCCACCUGCAAGCAUGUCCAGCUUUGACAUUCUCAGUGUCGCAGUUUUCAUUUUCCUUUACCGGCGAGUCCUCGAACCACUUGCAGGGAAACUCAGAAAAUCAGAUUCUAAAGGGCUUACUGAGCUUCAGAGAAUGGGAAUCGGUCUCAUCAUAGCAGUGAUGGCAAUGGUUUCAGCAGGAAUUGUAGAGUGUUAUAGACUAAAGUAUGCUAAAGGCGACUGCACACACUGUGAAGGCUCAAGCUCCUUAAGCAUCUUUUGGCAGGUUCCACAGUAUGCAUUUAUAGGAGCUUCUGAGGUUUUCAUGUACGUGGGACAAUUGGAGUUCUUCAAUGCACAAACCCCGGAUGGAUUAAAAAGCUUUGGUAGUGCACUUUGUAUGACAUCAAUCUCUUUGGGGAAUUAUGUCAGUAGCCUUCUGGUCACUAUGGUUAUGAAAAUAUCUACAGAGGACCACAUGCCAGGAUGGAUUCCAGGAAACCUGAACAGAGGUCAUCUAGAUAGAUUUUACUUCCUCUUAGCUGGAUUGACUGCAAUUGACUUUGCAGUGUAUAUUCUGUGUGCUAGAUGGUACAAAUGUAUCAAAUUGGAGGGCAGGUGUGAAGAAAAUGAAGACCUGGAGCACAACAAGGUCUGAUUUGAAGAAAUAUAAAACAAAAGCAACACUUGUUUGCUGAAUAUGCUAUCAGUUUGUGAAUAAAAGGAAUAGGGCCUAAAGAGUCGGAAACCUAUUCUUGGCUCAACUCUUUAUACCCAAUUCUUUCCCUUUUCUACAACAUCUGAUCAAAUAAUUUCAAGCCAUUUUACUGAAAGAGCAAGGGUGGCGUGUUCGGCAGAUUUCUUGUCCAAGAUGUUCCAUGUUCCCGCCGGCUACAUUUUCCCCUUUAUUCAUUAAAGGACUUUGACUUUCUUUUUUCCUUCUCCUCUUCUGUUUUUCCUUUUAUGUGGGGAAGCUAGUAUGUACAAUCACUGAGCCGUCUUUUUUCUAUCUAUCAAGUUGUCAAUGGAAGUGAAUCUCUCCUUUGUCUUCUGAGAUUGGAAUGACCGAGGGGAAAAAAAGAUCAAAAGGGGAAACAUAAAUACAUUUGCCUAUGCUUUGGCCUUGUUUGUGAUUAUAUAAAAUCAUCUCAUGUCCUCAAUUCAAA
Molecule: messenger RNA, 3989 nt
Organism: Cucumis melo (muskmelon)
Lineage: Eukaryota; Viridiplantae; Streptophyta; Magnoliopsida; Cucurbitales; Cucurbitaceae
Product: protein NRT1/ PTR FAMILY 7.3-like
Exons: 5
Coding region: 1676-3481 (601 amino acids)
Biological process (GO): transmembrane transport
Cellular component (GO): membrane
Molecular function (GO): transmembrane transporter activity
Source: RefSeq, a predicted model, not a curated record